Messenger RNA from Polistes canadensis, 4364 nucleotides. It is a transcript of the gene Unr, whose product is annotated as cold shock domain-containing protein E1. The record is from RefSeq and is a predicted model, not a curated record. The transcript is spliced from 12 exons. Lineage: Eukaryota; Metazoa; Arthropoda; Insecta; Hymenoptera; Vespidae. The coding region runs from base 892 to 3564 and encodes 890 amino acids. Gene Ontology annotation, molecular function: nucleic acid binding.
GUGUGAAUGCUGAAUGUUGACAUUCAACAUGGCGGCAUGUCGUCAGUGCUGUGCUGUGUCGUGCUUGUGUAAUUGUUAGUUUAGGACAUUUUUGAAACCAAGGCUCACUGUAAAUUUCACAUUUAAAAGUUGAAGAAAAAAAACGUUAAUAUAGAAAUAUUGGAAAACACAAUCACACUCAGCACGCAUUGAAGACAUCUGAGGAUUUUCAAAUCAACAAUUAUUGUUUAAAUUUCCUAUGUUUUUGAUUUACUCCUUUUAUAAAGGAUGACUGAUGUUUAAAGAGAACACGGUUAUUCUAGUGCACGCUAAAUUGAGUAACUAUCGAAGAAUUGUUACUAUAUUAAAACAUACACACGUGGAAAGUAUCAGCAGUAUAUGAUGUGCUAAGAAUUUUGUACUUAUACUAAUUCGUAAUCUAUAUUUACUGCAUUAUUCAUUUGUAUAUUGUGUACACAAGAAAACUUGUGAGAAAGAGUUAGGUGAGCCAUAUAGUGACUGUAAUAGUGAUCGCGGCUGAGAUUGUGUUGCUCUGCUUGGUUAAUAGAAAAUUCAUAUCCACAUUUGAGGUGUCUCUAGAAUACGGAGCUACCUUGAAAUCGUUCAAAUAGCAAUACACGACAGGUGUAAAGUAAAAUAUUGUGGAACUAUCUCUCUUGUGUUUCUUGUCUAUCACGAAAGACAGGAGAUUACAGAGGAGUUUGCGAUUCUACAGCAUUAAACAGCCUCUCUUCCUCUUCAUUAAGUUCUUAUAACAUUAUAAUAGUGAACAAAGAUAUAAAGUACCAAGAACCGUUCUGUGAUAUCUAUAUUUUAUCUGAUAUCUGUUAACAUUUAAAUGAUUGAAAAGACUAAAAAUUUGUAAAUAUAAAACUGUGCAAAUUUAAAACAAUGUCCAACAAUCCUCAGUGGAAAACGUUCCAGCCGCCAAUCAUGAACUCUGACCCGGCAAUACUUGACUACAAGUCUAUGGCUCUACCGAGUCCCAAAGUUUUAUCAGGAUCUCAGCAACAAACAAGUAACAAUUAUAGAAAUGGUACUAACUAUAGCGGUGAUAAUUAUAUGGGUUCUCCUCCUGGAUGUGGUAAAAAUGCUACCACUACCGCUACUACUACUACCACUUACGGAGCCACAAGAUUUUCUUUUGGGUCAUUAACAAAUAUGGAAGGAAAUGCAGGUUAUGCUGGUGAAUCUGCUACCAAUAAUACCACAUACCAAGAUCAGUCUGCAAAUCAGGGAACCCGUGAAACUGGUAUAAUAGAAAAAUUAUUACACUCGUAUGGAUUUAUACAAUGUUGCGAAAGACAGGCAAGAUUAUUCUUUCAUUUUAGCCAGUUUAGCGGAAAUAUAGAACAUUUAAAAAUUGGGGAUCCAGUAGAAUUUGAGAUGACUUAUGAUCGAAGAACAGGCAAACCUAUUGCUAGUACUGUCAGUAAAAUUGCUCCCGAAGUGGUGUUAAGCGAAGAACGAGUUACUGGUAACGUGACGACAGAGUUACAAGCCAGUGGUGAUUCACAAGGUCGAAUUAGUUAUGAAAAUCGAGGGGAGUGUUUCUUUUUGCCGUAUACCAAAGAUGAUGUAGAAGGGAACGUCACUUUGCGUGCUGGUGAUAAAGUGUCAUUUCAAAUGGCUACUAAUCAACGAGGAAAUUUGGGUGCGUGUCAUAUACGAUUGGAAAAUCCAGCACAUCCAGUACGUUAUCGUGGUGUAGUUUGUACAAUGAAAGAAAACUUUGGCUUUAUUGAACGUGCUGAUGUAGUUAAGGAGAUAUUCUUUCACUUCAGUGAAGCAAAAUCCAUGAAAGAAGAACUUAAAUUAGGAGACGAUGUUGAAUUUAUAAUACAAACGCGAAAUGGCAAGGAAGUGGCAUGUAAUAUUACUAAAUUACCACCAGGUUCCAUUAUAUUUGAAGAAGUUAGUAACGAAGUAAUAAAAGGACAGGUUUUAAAACCAUUAGAAAGAGGUAAUGCAGCACGUCAUCACAAUGAUCCAUUACCUGGACGAAUUCGAUAUAGAGAUUCGGAUCAUUGUGAAGUGGAAGUUCCAUUUGGUGACAAAGAUCAAAAAGGAGAUUUCACGCUUAGGCACGGAGAUUGGGUCCAGUUUCGUAUUGCCACAGAUACUAGAGAUCAAUUGAAAAGAGCUACAGAAAUAUCGCUUUUACCAGAAUCAUUUACUGUAUCUGGUGAAAGACGAGAACAAGGUACUAUUUCAGCUCUUAAAGAUGGAUUCGGCUUUAUACGUUGCGUAGACAGAGACAAUAGACUCUUUUUUCAUUUCAAUGAAGUUCUUGAUGUUGAUAGAGAAAUUACUGUAGGCGAUGAAGUUGAAUUCACUAUUGUACAAGUUCCUACAUUUUGUUUCGAGGAUCCUUCAUCAUCGUUUUCAUACACUCGACCUAGUGCUAUCAGAUUGAAACAUUUACCAAUCGGUACUGUCCAAUUUGAAACGAUUAUAGAAAAGGACUUGAUGGGUAACGUGGUAGAAGAUACGAAUGGUGUUCAACGAGGUUUAAUCGGGUAUACGAAAGAUAAUCAACAAAACGUAAUCAUGUUUUUUUCUAAGGAUUGCGAUUCUAAAAAUAUUCCAAAAGUGGGUGAUAAGGUUCACUUUAGUAUUUGUCAAGUUAAACGGAACAAAGAAUUAGUUGCCGUUGAUAUAUCAAUGGUGAAUGCUGCUGGUGAAAAAAUACAAAAUGGAAAUAAAAAGGUGACUGGUCAAGCUUAUCAAGGUUUUAUAGCUGCUCUCAAAGAUGGAUUUGGAUUUAUUGAGACAGUCAAUCACGAUAAAGAAAUAUUUUUUCAUUUCAGUAACUUUGAAGGCGAUACUGGGAACUUAGAAUUAGGAGCCGACAUUGAAUGUAUAGUAAGUUCUAACAACAGUAGAGGUUCUGGUGGAUGUAUCGCUGCUGAUUAUGUCAAGCUUGUAACUCGUGGCAGUAUUCCCAGGCCUACAGCAGUCAGUGAACUACUCGACGGAGUUGUAACACGACCCCUGCGUAGCGCAAAUCCCGAACAGAGUGAAUAUGCUGGUUUAAUCAAGAUUAAUCCAACAAACGAGGAAGAAGAGACGCAAGAAUAUGAAUUCGGUAUAAUGGGACUUGUCAACAAGCGUGAAUUAUUGCAGAUAGGUGAUCCUGUCCAAUUGCAAGUUGAUUCUGCGGGCCAUGCUUGUAACAUAGUAGCUAUCAGGAAAAAGAGAAGGGCAACUGUUGAUGCAGUGAAAGGUCCAUUUGGUUUUCUCGCUUAUGAAGUCGACGAUGGUAAAAAGCUCUUUUUCCAUAUGAGCGAAGUACGAGAUCACGCUACUUUGCAGCCAGGAGAUCAAGUAGAAUUUGCUUUGGUUACGAAUCAGCGUACUGGUAAAUCAUCAGCCUGCAAUGUAACUCGUCUAAGUGACGCGGUUCAACAACGACCGGAGCGUUUAAUCAGCCGAUUACGUACCAUUUCAUUGGAAGAUACGGGUCCGAAAUUAACCGUAAUCCGACAACCUAGAGGCCCGGAUGGUACACGAGGGUUCAGCCAAGAAAGAUCACAACACAUCCCCGGUGCCAUCGAGGAAUAAUGUCAUAAACAGCGUAAUUAUUGCGCUCAUACAAAAUUGUAAUCUACCAUAACUUGUUUUUAAUUCACACAAACAAACAAACAAAAAAACACGUACACACACGUACACGCAUACUCCGAUACAGAGAUUAUUAUUAUAAGCAUGAUCUUACAAACAUUUGCCAAAUCGAGACUAAUGUGACAACAAUAAUUAUUAACAAUAAUAAUCAGUGAAAUGAGUGGUGAUGAUGAUCUUUUCGACAGAUGGAAAGCAUAUGAAAAAUAAUAAAACAACGAGCCAUAUUAACGUGUUAAAAAAGGAGUAAUUAUGAACGACGAUAUAAUUAUAUGCCCGAUCUUUAAUUAGUGUAAGAAUCCAUUUGAAAAAAAGAAAAAAAAAAUUAGUUUAUGUUUUUCAUUCAAUUCAUUUUCGACGCUUCUUAGCAUUUCCGUAAUACGCCCUUAUUACUCCCGUUAAGUUUGAACCGUAAACUUAUUUUAAUAAUGGCGCGCGCGUUUAUUGGUACAAACAAAUCUCACAAAGGAAAAGAAAAAAAAAAAAAGAACAAAAAAGUUAUUUGAUUACGAUAUUACUAGUAAUGAUUAAUCGAUCGAUUAUAAACAUGUUCUGUGAACUGUGUACAGCCCGUGCUUAGAUAUAUCGUAACGAAAAAGAAAAGACAAAACAAAACAAAAAUUCAAUACCGUGAUGAGAGAAAUGAUAAAUGCAUUGGAUUACAAAAAAAAAAAUUUGCUUGUUUCUGAUGUUCUUAGACAAUGUCCUGUCUGUCUUUAUAAAAAUAUACUUACAUGUUGAUACAA